AUGGUAAAAAUGAAAACAUGUAUUAUGUGUCCUGUAUCUUCUGUGCUUGCAGGAUGUGUCCCUGAGUGGUUACAAGGGACAUUGCUGCGCAAUGGUCCUGGUCUUUUUAAAGUGGGAGACACUGAAUACAACCACUGGUUUGAUGGCAUGGCCUUAAUUCAUAGUUUCACCUUCAAAGAUGGUGAGACACAUGAUACAUUUCCACAAAUGGUAAACACUUUCCUAACUGGCUGAAUAGGGCUGAGAAUCUUUGUGUUUUACAGGUGAUGUGUACUACAGGAGUAAAUUCCUGAGGAGUGACACCUUCAAGAAGAACAUUCAGGCAAACAAGAUUGUUGUGUCAGAAUUUGGGACCAUGAUAUGUCCUGAUCCCUGCAAAAACAUAUUUUCAAAGUAAUUCAUAGAUUUUUUGAACAUGAUUUGUAGUUUAUUUGUUCUUGUUUUUACAUUUCCCUUACAUGGAUAUCCACACAAAAUAUAUAUUGACAAACAUAACCAAAAACACAUUAUGUAAUAAUACAUUAUGUAUCUUGUCCUUUUUUCAGAGCCUUCUCCUACCUUCUCGCUGCCAUCCCUGACUUCACAGAUAACAACCUGAUAAAUAUCAUUAGAUAUGGUGAGGACUACUAUGCCUCAUCAGAAGUCAACUACAUGAAUCAAAUUGACCCAAUGACCCUGGACGUAAUUGGAAAGGUAAAUUCAAAUCUCUUGAAAUGAUCACUGUUCAUGUAAUCUAUUAUCAAUGGCUUUAAUAUAUUCUCCCUUUGCCUGUCCUGUAAACUCAACCUCAGAUGAACUACAGGAAUCACAUUGCUCUGAACCUGGCGACAGCACACCCUCACUACGACGAUGAGGGAAACACCUAUAACAUGGGAACUGCCCUCAUGAGGUUUGGCAUGCCAAAGUAUGUCAUCUUCAAGGUUCCAGUCAAUGCAUCAGGUAUCGGAAAAUUGUCAUUUUGGGGGUUCCUGGCUACAUACAUGUUAGGGAAAAAACCUUCAUGAAUGAUUACACAUUUAUGUGUUCACAGGACAAUGUUCUUUCCCUCUCCAGAUAAGGAGCAUAAGAAGCCUGCCCUGCAGAAGGUGAAACAGGUCUGCAAUAUACCGUUUCGCUCCACCCUCUUCCCCAGCUACUUCCACAGCUUCGGCAUGACAGAGAACUACAUCAUCUUUGUCGAGCAGCCAUUCAAACUGGACAUCCUCAGACUGGCCACAGCUGUCUUUAGAAGCGUAAACUGGGCCAGCUGCCUCAAAUACGACAAAGGGGACAUUGUAAGCUACUCUUGUCUGAUCACAGCCUCAUGGAAAGUUCCUUUUUAUCUUCAACUCACUUUGGCAAUCAUGCUUCUUACAUUCUCUCUGGUGAUCCCCUGGGCCGUCCUUUAGACGCUGAUCCACCUGGUCGACAAGAAGACUGGGAAGGCUGUGUCCACCAAGUUCUACACAGAUGCCCUGGUGGUUUUCCACCACAUCAACGCCUACGAGGACGACGAACAUGUAGUGUUUGACAUGAUCACCUACAAAGACAGCAAUCUGUAUGAAAUAUUCUACUUAGCGAACCUGAGAAAGGAAACCCAUGAAUUCAUUGAGAGCAACAUGGUCAACUUCUCCCCACCAAUCUGCCAGAGAUUUGUCUUGCCUCUCACUCUUGACAAGGUAUAUACAGAUAGAUGA
This is a messenger RNA of Coregonus sp. 'balchen', 1676 nucleotides long. Lineage: Eukaryota; Metazoa; Chordata; Actinopteri; Salmoniformes; Salmonidae. The record is from the annotation of a GenBank genome assembly.